AUGGGCCCGAAGCGGCUGCUGCUCCCGCUCCUGCUAUUGCUGCAGCCGCGCCCGACCGCGGGGAUCGGCCCCGGGACCCCCAGCCCGACCGCGGGGGGCAGCCCUGGGUCCCCCAGCCCGACCGCGGGGAUCGGCCACGGCGCUGCCACCGACCCUGGUAGUCUCGGCACGACUCCGGGGGGAAGUUCGGGCCCCGAAAGCCCCAGCCCAGAGGGAGGCAGCUCCGCGAAGCCGGAGGCCAGCACGGUUCCAGUCAUCCAGGGAGACUCAUCCGCUCCCGAAGCCUGUUUGCCCACCUGUAUCUGCAACCUGCAUUCUGGAUCCUGUGACAUAAACUGCUGCUGUGAUACUGACUGUAACCUUGGCUGUGAUCUGGAGGACUCAAGGGCUGCCUUCUCCUUCUGUCUUCCAGGCAGCACCAGAAUUGUGAGUCAAAUGUGCGUGGAGAAGUCUCUUAUUUUCAGAAAUAACACCCCUCAUCACACUGAAAUCAUCACUGACCCCAGCGGAUCUGAGUCUCUGUUCUGUGUGCAGCUAAGUGAUUCAAAGUUGAACUAUUUCCAGCAGCCGCAAAAAGUUAAAAAAUCAGAUUUCUCUGUGUUCUUGGCACAGUAUGGCGGACCAUCAUUCAUUCCACCAUCACAAGACCUGCCAUCUUCCUCUGCGUUUUACCGGGCUGGUGAUCCAAUCCAGACCUACUUUGCUGCAUCAUCUGUACGGAGCACACUAAGACAGCCAGUGGGAAUGAGUGCCAAUGGAUUUUGUAUUGAUGGGAAUCCUGCUGGUUUCCUGGAGAGUAAAAGCACAAGCUGUACUCGGACCUUCACCAACCUGAGCAGCAGCUGCACCACUGAUCCUACCUUGGAUGCAGCCUCAUAUUACCGUGACUUCACUAUAUUAAAGGUCCCAGUUAAUAUGACCAUUGUCCAGCUCAUACAGGUGAGAAUCACCCCUGUCACACAGCCUGGAGCUCCCCAGAUGGAUGGCAACACCUGUCACAAUGUUGUUUCUGAGGUGAUCUAUGAAAUAGAGUUCAAUGGGACCCAUGGAAUCCAGAAUGUCUCUGUCCAGCUUAAAGUGACCAGUGUCUCUGGGAACUCUCUGCAGCAGCGGUUCACACUUCAGUUCUGGCAGAGCAGGACCCCUUCAUAUACCUUGCCAAGAAGCGGAAACCCUGGCUAUAUCAUUGGGGCACCACUCUUGUCUCUAAAUAGUGGUGCCAGGCAGCAAGUGACUAUCUUACAGAGCCAGGGUGAUGGAAUAUGCUCUCAGACUCUCAGGUACAAGGUACAGUUUGGAAUGAAUUUGAGGACAAGCUGCCAGCUCAGCAUAUCCCAAACAAUGGAGGAUGGAAAUUGUAGCUACUUUCAGGAGAAGCUAUACCAGGCCCUCCAAGGGGUGAGCAGCCCACAGGCUCUGGCCAUAAUUGGCAGUGCUGAGCCAACCCAGACAGAUCAGUGGACCAGCAUCAUUAUCCGGAACUGCAGUAUGCAGGCUGGGAAUUGUGCCUCCUGCUGUAUGGUUCCUGUGUCCCUGAAGAUCCAGGUAUUGUGGGCUGAGGUUGGCCUCCAGUCCAAUCCACAAAGUCAAGUGCUGGGAGCACGGUAUUGGUAUCAGUGUCAGUCUCUGAAGUCCCUCAACAUGAGCAUGGUGCCUUUGACAACCGUUGUUUCCUUCACUGACAUGACAGAAUGGCCAAAGCCUCCACGUAGCCAGCCCGGCACAUACUGGAAACUUCCAUUUGACUUCUUUUUCCCCUUCAAAGUUGCAUCGAAUGGGGGGAUAAGCUGUCAAGGAGACCUGGCUGGUGCUUUCCUGAUGUCUCUCACAUUCUGCAGCAUUCUCAGUUUCUGAAGAGAGUGAAGUCUGGUGCUCUGCUCCUCAUGGCAACAUUUAUGCCCAGGUAGUACCAGAGAGCUCACGCCAUCCUGCUGUAUCCUGAUGUCACAUCUGGUGCCUGUUCCUCACCUGGGUGAGACAAUAUGAGAGAGACGGUAACCUAAAUGAUUCCUCUUUGUUCUUGUGAACAGCAAAGGUGUUUAUCUGACAGCUUAAAAAAAGCAGAUGUUUCAGGAAAUCCUGUUGGUGUAAUGGUACAGUCAGAAUAUGAUGCAGACCAAAGACUCUUCUAUUCUGUUCAGGUUCUCACCCUGUGCCUAUCAUCAUGCUAUCCCUGUUCCUUCCUGUAGUGCAUUGUGACCUUAUUAACAUCUGUCACCUGUGAUCCUUCAAUGUCUGCAACCUCUUUAUGCAGAUUUGUGAAGGUCAACCCAGCAUUGCUCAUGGGGGAUGGGAGGACAGAAGGAGCAGUCUCUGUGUGGAACAAAGAGGAGCGAGGGAAUGAAAAGGAACUUUCUUUAUUCUGUCCCCUACAAGAAGGAAAAGUCCCUUCCAAGCUGAGCGAUAUGGGGAGAAGUGCAGCUUUCAUUUCUAGUUUCCCUCCCUAUUGGCAGGGAGUCUGGAGCUCACUUGUUCAGCUCCCUGUUACAGAAGAGCCUCAUCUUUCCCUGUGGAAUUGUAAUUUGUACGUUUUAAAUCUGAUAUAAUUGAUCCAGCGAUAGUUUCUGUAUGAAAUCAUCGGUGCCCCUGUGACUAGCUGUAGAAUGUAUGCCUUUGUUAGGGGACCUGAAUUACUAUUCAGUGAUUGAUACUAUAAUGACCUAUCUGCUCGUCUCCUUUGGCCCAUUUUAAAUAAGCUGGCCUUGUGCAUCUGUGUCAAUCUUUAUCUCUUACUUUUUUAUUAAUCUCUUCAAAUAAAAUUGGCACCUGAACAUGCAUUACUUUAUUAACAUGUUUUUAUUUGCAAGAUGGGUAUGCAAGACACAAGGAAUUACGGAGGUUCUGUCCUUUGGGAUUACUGUCCUGGGAAUUUUAUGCCCAAGUCUUUUGACAGCUCUCCUUUCCACCCUCACAGCCCUUCCGUCAUGCAUACAGGCUCAAUGCCACUCUCCCCAACUGUGGUGGUUUAGGAUUCUCUAAAACUGGGCAGUACUACUGCUCCAGGUCCAAGCAGAGGCUACACUGGCAGUGACCGCCAUCGUGAAUGUUGGAUGAUGUAUAAGAGAUGAGUCAUCCUGAGUAGUUAGAGUUGGAGAUUAAAGUUAAUUAUUUUAGAAAAGGUUUGCAAUUUAUUAUGAGACUGCAGUCUCAUGCAACACCUAGGCUUUGACUCUGGCCUCCUGUGGCUCAGUGACAUUUCAUAGAUUUCAGGGCCAGAAAAGACCUCUAGAUCUUGGGAUAAAUGAAGGAGGGUAGCUUCCUUUUAUGGACACCCAGCCAGCCACUUAGCUAUAAAAUCCCUCUUGGUAGCUGUUCUCUACUUGCUUUACCUGUAAAGGGUUAAAAAGCCCAUAGGUAGAAGAAAGGGAGUGGACUCCUACCAAAAGAGUCAACGGAAGGGCUAGAACUUUUUUAAAUUGGGAAAAAACUUCCCUUUGUCCGUCUGUCAUUCUCCAGAGAGAAGGUACAGAGCAGAGGCAGGGCUGGGACUAUGCUGUAAGAGCUUUGAGCCAGGUAUGGAAAACCAUCAAAUCAUACCUAGGAAUUGCUUAUCUGAAACCCCAGAUAUGUAAGUAAAUCAGGGAAUGUCUAGGAAGAUGCGAUUAGGGUUAUUUCUUGUUGUCUU
Molecule: messenger RNA, 3625 nt
Organism: Gopherus evgoodei (Goodes thornscrub tortoise)
Lineage: Eukaryota; Metazoa; Chordata; Testudines; Testudinidae
Gene: TCTN3
Product: tectonic family member 3
Exons: 15
Coding region: 1-1854 (617 amino acids)
Biological process (GO): cilium assembly; smoothened signaling pathway
Source: RefSeq, a predicted model, not a curated record